Molecule: messenger RNA, 1805 nt
Organism: Astyanax mexicanus (Mexican tetra)
Lineage: Eukaryota; Metazoa; Chordata; Actinopteri; Characiformes; Acestrorhamphidae
Product: transmembrane protein 272-like
Exons: 5
Coding region: 141-602 (153 amino acids)
Source: RefSeq, a predicted model, not a curated record
AUGAAGAGGCACACCAGAACUACAGUCACAAAAGACUAAGUACAAGUUCAAAGAUCUGUCCAAACACUGCUACGUCCAGUUUGACUGAAACUCUCUGAAGAAAACAACCUCCGGCGGAUAAAUACCAGACACGGUUCAGCAUGGACGUGCCAGACGUGAGAAAAAUAAUGACCAUACCAUGCCUAUUGUCCACUGAACUACCACUGAUGGCAAUACCUAUUGCUCAGAUUGUUAUAGGAGCCAUGUAUCUAAACGAGUGUCCUAAGCAGCACUACAUUCCUGUGUACCUGGUGGUAUGUGGAGUGUUUGGUAUAGUAAUUAGCCUGCUCAGUUGCCUGUCCUGUCAGAAUGUAAUCUGCACCUGCAUUAAUGGCCUGAUUUCUACAUUCACGGUCUGCUGGUUCAUCAGUGGCAGUGUGUGGAUCUACUCCAUCUAUCCUCCCAACUACAAUUCAACCCUGCCUGGAGAGCCGUACUGCAAUAAGACCCUCUACCAGUUUGCCUUCUGGACCACCACAGUGGGUUACAUUGUAAUAGCAGUAUCGUUGGUGCUCGGGUGCUGUUUCCUCAUUGGUUUGUGUGUGCAUGCUUGUAGAAAGUGAUGAGCAUCAGUACCCUUGUAAAACCCUCAUGAAUACCCACCCAACCCCACACCAUAAAAGCACAUUAAAAUUUACAUUGUUUUUUUUUGCUAACAGCCCGGUUAAAACAAGUAUGUCAUGCAGAAGUCUUGAUUGGGCUGGAGUGCGAUGCCAAAUGUUUGUCCAAGCUGGAUUACACCCUCUUGUGAUUUAAGCUACCUCAAACUUUUUUUUUUUUUUACAGAAUUUUUUGUCCAGAAAUCCAAUAAAGUGUUGCUGCUGCUGAAACCAGUUCUAACAUUAGAGUGAACAAUGUAAUAUUACCUGAAAUAAUUAUUUUAUAUAAAUUAUUCUACUUUUUAACUUGUUCAUUGUUAAUGCCAAAUAUUCAGAACAAUCCUAAAAUUAGGUACUUGGCUGAGGUUUUUAACAAGUACAAAGACUCACAGUGCUAUUUUGACUAGUGUCAUUGGUUUGCUGCCCUGCAAUACAAAAGUUCUUUUAAUGAGAGACGUCCCAAGGUCCCCCAUCUAUACAUAGACAUCACUAUGCUAAAGCACCACCAACUCUGCCCUUUAUCAACCAAAAUGCCCUUUUUUAAAAUAUUAUUAUUAUUAAGAUUUUACUGAGGCCGGUUUGAAAGGAUGUUUUGAAAACCUUAGCGAUUAAAAACGAGUGAAAACAGAAUGCCCUGAAACCAGCUCGCACACACCUGACCUCUCUCUUCCUCUGUCACGUGACCCCGCGCGGCAGCGCGCAAGGCACUAGAUAAAAAUGUGUAUGUUACCACCAGCCAGGUAACAUACACAUCAAAUAAAAUCCUACCGUUUGCCCUCUAAGCCCAACGUGAAAUCAUUUUGUUGUGCAGUAAAAUGUCUCAUACAGCACCACCACCACCCUGGUCACCCUAGUUCAUUAGUUCAGCGACGGAUUGGUGAGCAUCUUUCAGUAGUUCACACUACGCAACUGAGCGAGCGCAGAGAGAUCCCCAAUUUCCCUUAGAGCAGAGUUUCUGGGCUAAAAUCAUAGCGUGAACUUGGCAUUACUGGAAGUUUUUUUUUUUUUUAUUAUAUUUUUUGUUGUUGAUCUUUGUGCCUUCAGUGUACGUCACAUUGCUGGAAAUGUUUUCUGAAAGUAUUAGUUUCAGUUUAUUAAGGGGUAUAGAAAUUUAAUAGGCUAACUUUGUUUUCAAGACUAAACUAAUUGAUGUUGGAUGUCUUGUUU